UGGAAGCGUCUCCCAUAAACACUUCCUUGCCGUCUCGUUUCCUUUGUCCUUUUCCAAUCCUUUCUCCAUCCCGUCUCCCCCCGCCCCCCUCCUCUCUCUCUCUCUCCUCUCUCUCUCUCUCUCUCUCUCUUAGAUCAAGCAAGCGGCAGCGAAGGAAGGGAUCCAAGAAAGAAAUGGUGGGCGGGCGGACACUGAGCCACCUGAGCUCGGGCGCACUCCGCGUCGGGGGAGUUGGCAGCGGCGGUGGCAACCUCUGCUUCGCUCUCUUCGUCGUCGCCGUCCUCAUCUUUACUAUCAUCGCCGCUACCUACCAGCCCGAUGACCCCCUCCUCCACUCCUCUGCCGCCGACUCUAGGCUUGCCUCCUUCCUCACUUCCACCUCGAACGCUACCUUUCUUUCCGAUCCCUCCGUCCUUCGCACUGGUGAGGACUUUCUCAACUCCUCCUCCAAUUCCACCUCCGCCGCCGUGGGAACUGAGGCCGCCGCCUUCAUCGAGCUCUCCGACAUCAACUCCACCGCGGCCUCUGCCGCCGUCGUCCCUGUGUGCGACCCCGCCGCGCCCGUGGACUGCGCCGAUCCGGAACUCUUCCACCUGCUGAUGCGCGCUGCCAUCGAGGCCUUACCGGACAUCCACUUCUACCGCUUCGGCAAGCCAGUCGCCGUCCCCGGUGGGCCGGGUUCCUGCGAUAUGGCCUGGCGUUUCCGCCCCAAGGACGCCACUCGGCCCAUGUUUUACAGAGACUACCGCCGGUUCCACCUGACGCAGUCCGCCAAUUGCGUCCUCUCUGUCUCCAAGGUCGAUGACUUCCACUCCGGUGUCAACGCACGCAAGCGCCGCGGCUCCAAGCCCGAUUAUGCUGGCGAAGACUCCGCCUUCGGGGCCAAGAAGGCCGAUGAGACGACAGCGGCGGUGCCGGUCGUUGGCGAGCCGGUCAACGACACCCUCCCAGUGAUCGAUUCAGAAUCCGCGUUCGCCUCCGGACGUUAUCUCAUCUACAUGAGCGGCGGUGACCGCUGCAAGAGCAUGAAUCACUACUUGUGGAGCUUUCUUUGCGCGCUAGGCGAAGCUCAGUACUUGAACCGGACGCUCGUCAUGGAUAUGAAGAUUUGCCUGUCCUCGAUGUACACGCUGACGGGCCACAACGAGGAGGACAAGGACUUCAGGUUAUACUUCGAUUUCGAGCAUUUGAAGCACUCUACUCCGGUGAUCGACCAAGGCCAGUUCUGGACCGACUGGGGGAAAUGGCACGAGAAGGACGGACUGAGCCUCUACUAUGUUGAUGACUUCAAGGUCACCCCCAUGAAGCUCGCCGAUGUCAAGGACGCAUUAAUCAUGAGGAAGUUUGACGACGUCAAGCCGGAUAAUUACUGGUACAGGGUCUGCGAGGGUGAAACCGAGUCUGUGAUCCAGCGGCCAUGGCAACUCUUAUGGAAGUCACGACGGUUGAUGGAGAUUGUCUCUGCGAUAGCCUCCAGGAUGAAUUGGGACUUCGACUCGGUUCACAUUGUGAGAGGUGAGAAGGCGAAGAAUGCUGAGCUCUGGCCACACCUUGCUGUCGAUACUUCGCCAGAGUCACUUCUUGUGACUCUCAAAGAUAAGAUUGAGGAGGGGAGGCACCUAUAUAUUGCAACUAACGAGCCUGAUACUUCGUUCUUUGAACCUUUGAAAGAAGCAUACACUACAUACUUCCUUGACGAUUUUAAGGAUCUAUGGGGUGAGAACAGUGAAUGGUACUUGGAGACUAAGGAGCUUAACAACGGGGUACCAGUGGAAUUUGAUGGGUAUAUGAGGGUUGAGGUGGACACAGAAGUGUUCUUGAGGGGUAAGAAACAACUCGAGACCUUCAAUGAUCUCACCAAUGAUUGCAAGGAUGGUGUUCAUACAUGUCCUACAUCUUCUUGAUCCUACAAUAGAGAUACUUGGUAUGCCAGCAUUUUGAGGAGUUUAUGCAAUGCUUGCUUUGACAUCAGGCAGUAUACUAAGCCUUUUUUUCCUUUAUGUCCUUAAGAACUUGUUCUUCCUCCAUGUCUUCAGAACUGUUGUGUUGUACUAGAUUUCUACUCAAUUCUACUGUGUUGUUCAGAAUAGAAGCAAUUUUUUGUGAUUCA
This is a messenger RNA of Musa acuminata subsp. malaccensis (wild Malaysian banana), 2110 nucleotides long. Lineage: Eukaryota; Viridiplantae; Streptophyta; Magnoliopsida; Zingiberales; Musaceae. The record is from RefSeq and is a predicted model, not a curated record.